Messenger RNA from Cokeromyces recurvatus, 1443 nucleotides. RefSeq names its product acyl-CoA N-acyltransferase. The record is from RefSeq and is a predicted model, not a curated record. Lineage: Eukaryota; Fungi; Mucoromycota; Mucoromycetes; Mucorales; Mucoraceae. Gene Ontology annotation, cellular component: cytoplasm. Gene Ontology annotation, biological process: N-terminal peptidyl-glycine N-myristoylation. Gene Ontology annotation, molecular function: glycylpeptide N-tetradecanoyltransferase activity. The coding region runs from base 1 to 1443 and encodes 480 amino acids. The transcript is spliced from 7 exons.
AUGGCUAAUAACGACAAGACUCCAUCUGAAAAGGAGCUUCAAGAUCUUGCAAAGAAAAUAGAUAAACUUACUUCAAGCAAGAAGGUGCAACAAAUAAUGAAGAAUCCUUCUUCUGCUGCUGCAAGCAGUAGCAACAAUCAAACUGAUGCCUUGAUGAAAGCACAACUUCGACAGAUGAUUGAAAACAUGGCUUUAUUAGAAAGAGCUGCUAAAAUGAAAUCUACUGGUAAAAAGGAUAUUAAUGAUCAUCAGUUUUGGAAGACUCAACCUGUUCCUCGUCAUGAUGAGGAAAUUGUUGAAUCUGGGCCUAUUGAACCUAACAUUCCUUAUGAUCAAAUUAGAAAGGAGCCUAUUCCUUUACCUAAAGAAUUUGAAUGGUGUGAAAUUGACAUGGAACAAGAAAAAGAGGUUAAAGAACUUUAUGAACUUUUGACCUUGAAUUAUGUUGAAGAUGAUGACGCUCAAUUUAGAUUUGAUUAUUCAGCUGAUUUUCUGCACUGGGCCCUUACUCCUCCAAAUUAUAAAAAGUCAUGGUUAGUUGGUGUUCGUGUUGCUUCAAAUAAAAAACUUGUUGCCUUUAUUAGUGGUAUUCCUGUUACAAUCAGAACUUAUGAACAUAUUCAUAAUUUGACAGAAAUCAACUUUUUAUGUAUUCAUAAGAAACUUAGAUCAAAAAGAUUAGCACCUGUUCUUAUUAAGGAAGUUACACGUAGAAGUCAUCUUGAAGGCGUUUUCCAAGCUACUUAUACAGGUGGUAUUGUUCUUCCUAAACCUGUAUCCACUUGUCGUUAUUAUCACAGAUCACUUAAUCCUAAAAAAUUGGUUGAAUGUAAUUUCUCCCGUAUUCCUCCAAGAUCUACUUUAUCUCGUAUGAUCAAGAAUUAUAAAUUACCUGAAAAGACAAGUACGGUUGGUUUAAGGGAAAUGCGCUUAGAAGAUGUACCACAAGUACGUGUUUUGUUGAAUAAAUAUCUGGAAAGAUUCGAUAUUGCUCCCGUUUUUGAAACAGAUGAAGAUGUUAAACAUUGGAUUUUACCCCAUAAAAAUGUUGUUUGGAGUUAUGUAGUUGAAGAUCCUGAGACGAAGAAGAUUACUGAUAUGUUCUCAUUCUAUUCCCUUCCAAGCUCAGUUAUUAAUAAUCCUAAACAUUCCACUUUAAAUGCUGCUUAUAUGUUCUAUUAUGCAUUAGAACUUGAUGAUGCUAUGGAUGAUAUGAAAAAGGAUAAAUAUAUUACAAAGAGAUUAAACGACUUGGUACAUGAUGCAUUGAUUUUAGCUAAAAAGGCUGAUUUUGAUGUUAUGAAUACAUUGGAUUUGAUGGAUAACAUCAAGUUUGUAAGUGAACAAAAGUUUGGUAAUGGUGAUGGCUUCUUGAAUUAUUAUUUGUAUAACUGGAGAUGUCCUGAUAUCACUAGAAAUAAGGUUGGAUUGGUAAUGCUUUAG